Messenger RNA from Leucoraja erinaceus (little skate), 1972 nucleotides. RefSeq names its product PRP4 pre-mRNA processing factor 4 homolog (yeast) (gene prpf4). The coding region runs from base 255 to 1775 and encodes 506 amino acids. Gene Ontology annotation, cellular component: U4/U6 x U5 tri-snRNP complex. The record is from RefSeq and is a predicted model, not a curated record. Gene Ontology annotation, molecular function: U4 snRNA binding; U6 snRNA binding; protein binding. Lineage: Eukaryota; Metazoa; Chordata; Chondrichthyes; Rajiformes; Rajidae. Gene Ontology annotation, biological process: mRNA splicing, via spliceosome. The transcript is spliced from 14 exons.
CGGGGUGAGGGCGAUGCGAGCGUGAAGGCCGCAGGCGGACGGACGGACGGACGGACCGGCGCCACUAGUUGUUGUCACCCCGCAUGGAGAGCGCAGCUUGUGGGUGAAGGAACUGCUAUAAGAGCCCGGGGCUCAGGCUCUACCCCGCAUCCCCGCCCGCUGGGCUCCAGGCCGACACCUCCGCAUUGGACAAGAUAGUGGGUUAGAUUCGCACAUUUUCCUCACUGGCGAUCGACCACAUUACCGUUUGAAAAAUGUCUGACGACGAUGAUAUCCCGUUGCCUAAGAAAUCUCGGAUUUACUAUGGAAGCCUGGAAGAGAAGGAGAGAGAGAGGAUCGCCAAAGGAGAAGGAGGAUACCUGGGGAGAGAUGCCAUGAAAUUGGGUGUGGAAGCUGGGCACAUCAACAUAUCCAGUGGUGAAUUCUAUGAUGUUGAAGAUCACAUCAGCGAGCGGCAGGCCGAGGUGCUGGCGGAGUUUGAGCGCAGAAAGCGAGCGCGGCAGAUUAACGUUUCUACGGACGAUGCCGAGGUGAAGGCCUGUCUGCGUGCGCUCGGAGAGCCCAUCACACUAUUCGGUGAAGGACCAGCGGAACGGCGAGAAAGGUUGCGGAAUAUCUUGUCUGUGGUGGGUGCUGAUGCCUUAAAGAAAACCGAGAAGCUGGAAGAUUCAAAGAAAGGCCGACAGGAGCAUCAGCAGACCUGGUAUCAUGAGGGUCCCAGUUCCCUGAAGACUGCUCGUCUCUACAUUGCAAGGUUUUCUCUGCCAAGGGCUUUGAAGCGAUUGGAAGAGGCUAGAGCCAAUAAAGAGACCCCAGACCCUUCCCGAACGGCUCGACAGCAAGAACUUCACAAGGGUUUGAGGGCCCUGAAUAACUUCUGCAGCCAGAUUGGUGAUGACCGUCCCAUUUCGUACUGUCAGUUCAGCCCCAACUCCAAGCUACUGGCCACGGCUUCCUGGAGCGGACUAUGUAAGCUGUGGGAUAUUCCUGACUGUCGCCUUGUACGUACGUUGAGAGGUCACAGCACGAAUGUGGGUGCCAUUGUGUUUCACCCUCAGGCCACCAUCUCACUUAACGAAAAGGACUGUAACAUGGCAUCGUGUGCAGCUGACGGCUCGGUCAAGCUCUGGAAUUUGGAAAGUGAUGAGCCUGUAGCCAACAUCGAGGGGCAUACAGUGAGGGUGGCUCGCGUUGCCUGGCAUCCAUCAGGCAGGUUCUUGGGGACCACCUGCUAUGACCACUCCUGGCGACUAUGGGAUCUGGAGGCCCAGGAGGAGAUCCUGCACCAGGAAGGGCACAGCAAGGGUGUCUAUGACAUUGCCUUCCACCGUGAUGGCUCUCUGGUGGGAACUGGUGGCCUGGAUGCCUUUGGACGAUUGUGGGACUUGCGGACGGGUCGGUGCAUCAUGUUCCUGGAGGGACAUUUGAAGGAGAUUUACGGAAUCUGCUUCUCUCCCAAUGGGUAUCAUGCAGCAACCGGGAGUGGAGACAACAGCUGCAAGGUUUGGGACUUACGACAGCGGAAAUGUAUCUACACCAUCCCAGCGCAUCACAACCUGCUGUCAGCCGUCCGCUUUCAGCCCACAGAUGGGAAUUAUCUGCUGACUGGUGCCUACGACAACACAGCAAAGAUAUGGAGCCACCCUGGCUGGUCACCGCUCAAAACCAUGGCCGGCCACGAAGGCAAAGUGAUGGGACUGGACAUUUCACCAAACGGCCAACUGAUUGCCACGUGUUCUUACGACAGGACCUUUAAGCUCUGGACAUCUGAGUAGACCAUAUGGAGCAGAGCACUGACUGUAAGGCAACCCAGAGAGAGAGGGUCAGAUAAUCUCUGUCCAUCAGAUGACCAUCCCACUGGACACCAGGUAGUUGUUGCCUUGGUCUGCUGGUCAUACUUUUUAUCAUUCAUUUUUUUGGCUUGUUUUGCUUUUGGACUUUUGCAGUUAAUAAAAAAUGUGGUCAUUUGUAA